AAUAUUAGACAUGUAACAAUUAUUAUGCUAAGUGUUUGCUGUUGAUACUUGCUAGUCUGUGUGUUACGAAUUAUUUUAUGUAUACAAAAUUAAGAGAGAUCAAAGAUGAAAGCAUUUGAAAUACAUUUCUUGUUAUUUAAUGGAUAGUGAAGUCAUUAUAUAAAAAUGAAGUCCACGUGUAAUAGUGCUGGACGACCUAACAAUAAAAAUGCUAUUAAGUUUAGUCAGCAACCAAGAUCAACUGUGUCGCUGUUGCUUCUAAAGGAACGACAAAAUAAAUUUGAUAUGAAAGAAUCAUGUAUUUCCAACACAUUGCCUGUAACAAUAAAUCCAGAAAAUGUAUCUACUGACGAAGUAAUACAAAAUCUCGAAAAACCAGGAAAAUUAUGUUUUGUAGAAUGUCAUUUAGACAUAGGUGAUAAGUUAAAACCUUUAGAGGAACCUAUCUCAAAUUUAACCAAUGUUUCCUCUGAAUUUAAUAAUAUUCUGCCAUCUCUUGAAAUAAACCACACUCAAAUAUUUGAAUUAAAUAAAAAUCUAGUUGAAGGACAGAUAAGCCAUGGAAUGAAAAGUAUUAUUGUAGGAGGCAUGAAAUUAUUUUCAUGUUCAUAUCCACAGUGUACUUAUAAUACAAACAAUUCAUCUAAUAUGUCCAAACAUAGGAGAACUCAUUCUCAAAUUAAGCUUUAUCAGUGUGAUCAAUGUACAUUUAGUACAAAAUUUUCAAAUUCUCUAAAUGUACACAAGCGACUUCAUACACAAGAAAAACCAUUUGCUUGUCAUAAUUGUGACUAUAAAUGUAAUAGCAGUUCUAAUUUAAAAAAACAUCUCAAUCAUAGACAUUCCACUCAGUAUAUUCAACCAACUUCUUCCAAUAAAAAUAUUUAAGAUUAAUAAAAAAAAAA
This is a messenger RNA of Pieris napi, 905 nucleotides long. Its product is annotated as zinc finger protein 714-like. The transcript has 2 exons. The coding region runs from base 166 to 888 and encodes 240 amino acids. Lineage: Eukaryota; Metazoa; Arthropoda; Insecta; Lepidoptera; Pieridae. Gene Ontology annotation, biological process: regulation of transcription by RNA polymerase II. Gene Ontology annotation, cellular component: nucleus. The record is from RefSeq and is a predicted model, not a curated record. Gene Ontology annotation, molecular function: DNA-binding transcription factor activity, RNA polymerase II-specific; RNA polymerase II transcription regulatory region sequence-specific DNA binding.